GCAGCAUGCGCUUAGUUGUAAACUUGAUUCUUCGAAUGCCGCUGGUUUUGAAACGAGCUUCUAUGAAUGAUAGGUGGUGAGAACAGAAGAUGGCAGACCCUAACAGCACCAUCAUAAACCCCAGCAUUAACCAGAAAGAUCCAAAGGAAGCAUUGGUUAUUGCUGUGACAACCAGGGCCAUUUUCAAUUUGGAGAGAGAGCAUGAAAUCUUCUUGACAAAGGGCAAAGAGGAAUAUGUGAAACAUCAGCAAGAAAAUGAGAAUAGCCCCUUGGAGCAGGGAACAGCUUUCCCUUUCAUUCAGGCAGUGCAGUUUGUGAACAAGAAACUCCUUGAAAGAAACCCAGAAGAAAAGGGACUCUUUGAUGUCAUUGUUCUCUCCAAUAAUAGUCCGGAGACUGGUGUGCGAAUAAUGAACAGUGUGAAACAAUAUGGUUUGGAAAUCUCCAAGUUUUGCUUUGUCAGUGAUGAAGAUUCUACCCAAUAUUUGAAAACCCACAAUGUGAAACUUUUUCUCUCAGCUGACCCAAAAGAUGUGUGCAAUGCACUUCAGAGAGGAGUCUCAGCAGCCCUCAUCUUUCAGCAGGAGAUACAGGCUCCUAGAACUCAAUUACGAGUUGUCUUUGAUGGUGAUGCUGUACUCUUUUCGGAUGAGACUGAUCGUGUCUUUCAUGAGAAAGGUCUUGAGGAAGCAGUGGAAUAUGAGAAAAUUAUGGAAAGUGUACCCAUGGGAGAGGGCCCCCUGAAAACCUUUGCUUUGCAUCUUGGGAAGAUGCGUAAAAAGUUUGCUCAGGAGGAUUCUCCCAUCCGCAUCUAUUUGGUGACUGCCCGCAGUGGCCGUGAUAUGGGCACCCGGGCCAUCAAAACCCUUCGGGAAUGGGGACUGCCGACUGAUGAAGCCUUCUUCAUGGCUGGAGCUCCAAAAGGUCCUAUCCUCUCCAAGAUCCAGCCCCACAUCUUUUUUGAUGAUAAUUUUCACAAUAUCCAAGGUGCUCAAGAUGUUGGCAUACCCUCUGCAUUGGUUCCUUAUGGCUGCCAGAAAGGAUCAUAGGAUCACAGUGUUCUGUCAGUUAACCAUACCAAUAUUUCUAAGUAAAGGAUGCAAACUUUUAAAUGUACAGAGAGAGCAGUGUUUAGAAUAAAUUACAUUUAUAAAAAAAUAGGAAGUGACUUUACCUGAUGAGGGUAAAGAUCGUAUUGAAACAAAGGGGGAAAUCAAUGCUUAUAACAUGUAGCAAAUUGGUUCCCUUCUUUGCCUGUGCAAUCAUUUUUUUUCAAUUGAUGACAUUUGGAGAGUCUGUGUUAUUACAUGUAGGUUUUCAGAAAUCCAUCAAGCAAUGGUGUCCAAAAUGUCUGUCUGCCUUAUGCAGAGUUUAUUUGGCUUUUGUACAGUUUCAACCAGCAGAAUAGAGCACAGAAAGCAACAGUAUUGUUUUUGGUUUACUCCCUCCUUUUUCCCUUGUGAAUCCAGAAGGCUAUCCCAGCCAAGGUUGAAUCUCACAUAACUCCCUGAUACGGCCUGUCUCUGCUCGGUGAGAUCAUGGGCUAAAAGAUAAGUGGCUAUUUGAGAUCAUGGCUGUAAUGCGCAUGUCUGUAUGUAACCUUUCCCGCAUCUGGUUCUGCUAAUUAGGUGAGCUUGUAGGUAUCCGAGAUAACCAGCUACUGAGAUCACAGUAGCUUACUACGCAUGUCUUUACGUAGCCUUACCUCUAUUCCUGCAAUCACAACAAGAGAUCAAUCCAAACAAAACAUUCUGGACUUCUCUAUUGUUCUGUAACAAAGAGAAAAGCUAUUUGCAUAGGACAGACUUUGCUUUCCAAGUAUAAUUACUAUAACCAUAAGAAUUCCAUUCAAGCCUGUCCAUGAAAAAUUAACUUUUCUCGCUAACAAAUUCCCACAUGGUUGCUCCUGGUGACACCAAUUUGCUGCGGAUCAUAUAAAGAAUCGUCUUUUCUCAUUUUAGGGUGUUUUAAUCCUUUCAUGCUGUUUGAAUUGGAUCUAUCUGCCCCUUUUCCUGGAUUCUGUAGUUUUCCAGCUCCCUUCUUUCUAUCAGUUUCCGGACUGAGUUACUGGAUUAUGGCAGCAAAUUGCUGGUUUGGCAGAAAAACGGGAAUAUUUAAAUCUUGGCUUGGGUUUAGUUUAUCAGAAACCAACAUCCAUCUGCAACACCCUAAAGAACUCCCCCCAACCCCUAGAGAUCCAUGUCCAUCACGUUGGUGACAUAAUUUUAUUUUGUGAUCCUUGACCACCAUUUCCCUUAACCCAAAGUAAUAGCAAUAGCAAUAGCAGUUAG
Molecule: messenger RNA, 2291 nt
Organism: Thamnophis elegans (Western terrestrial garter snake)
Lineage: Eukaryota; Metazoa; Chordata; Lepidosauria; Squamata; Natricidae
Product: cytosolic 5'-nucleotidase 1A-like
Exons: 7
Coding region: 90-1049 (319 amino acids)
Biological process (GO): nucleotide metabolic process; adenosine metabolic process
Cellular component (GO): cytosol; cytoplasm
Molecular function (GO): nucleotide binding; magnesium ion binding; 5'-nucleotidase activity
Source: RefSeq, a predicted model, not a curated record